AUGUGGGUGUCGAGGGAUCGGUUGAUUGCCUUCGAGAUCUUGGCCUUCGCGGACAAACACUCUGAGCCCCGACAAUUCGUACCACCAUCGGGACAAUCUUGGACCACUAUUGAAAAGCUCAAAGCCAACCACAGAAACGAGUUCAAACAAGACGAGCACGACGGUCGCGUCUGGUCAAUCUUCUCGAAGCCUCAGAUUGCCAUUGGCCAACGUGCGGUCUUCAUCAAGACCGAACACGGCAAUGUCCUUUGGGACUGUAUCAGCCUGCUGGAUGAAGAGACAAUCGAGUUCAUCAAGUCCCAUGGUGGCCUCAAGGCUAUUGCAAUUUCUCAUCCUCACUUCUACAGUUCUCACCUGGAAUGGGCUAAGGAAUUUGACUGUCCUGUAUGCCUUGCUGCCGAGGACCAGGAGUGGCUAAACCGUCAGGACACUGAGCACCGAAGAGUGUUUUUUGAUGGCGAGACUCAGAAUAUCCUUCCAGGAGUGACUAUGGUCAAGCUUGGAGGCCACUUCCCUGGCAGCUCGGUUUUGCAUUGGAAUAAUAAUAUUUUCACUGGUGAUACUAUUGGAAUUUCCCUGUCCGGUCUUAACCGCGCCCAUCAUAACGAGAAUCACCAAGUCUUUUUCUUUCACUAUGCUUUCCCAAACUUCAUCCCGCUGGGCCCUACUGCCAUGCGGCUUAUGUGGAAGAGACUUCGUCCUUGGGACUUCACAGCAGUGUAUUCACUAUUCUUUACCACUACAGUACGUGAGCCAAAUGUGAAGGAAAUCAUCUUGGAGAGUAUGAAACGUCAGGCUAUGCAUCAGGAGAACGAUGCCCAUCCCCUCAUGCAGGAGCAAAUGGAGCGGUAA
Fusarium poae is the source of this 852-nucleotide messenger RNA. RefSeq lists its product as uncharacterized. The record is from RefSeq and is a predicted model, not a curated record. The coding region runs from base 1 to 852 and encodes 283 amino acids. Lineage: Eukaryota; Fungi; Ascomycota; Sordariomycetes; Hypocreales; Nectriaceae. The transcript has 4 exons.